This is a messenger RNA of Chara braunii, 1665 nucleotides long. Lineage: Eukaryota; Viridiplantae; Streptophyta; Charophyceae; Charales; Characeae. The record is from the annotation of a GenBank genome assembly.
CCUGAUUCGAGAGUACCGCCACUUCUUUCCCCCGUAUUUCUCAUACAGCGGGAUUCCCCCGAUGCGCGGUGUUGAGCAUUCUAUCCAGCUCGUGCCUGACUAUCGUGUUCACCAUCAGGCACCGUACCGACUAUCGAUCCUAGAGGCGACGGAACUCAAGCGUCAUCUUGAGGAGCUCCUUCGACUGGGUUUCAUUAAACCCAGUAACUCCCCUUGGGGUGCACCUGUCCUCUUUGCUCGCAAAGCGGACGGAACUCUCCGCCUCUGCAUCGACUACCGCGGCCUUAACCGUUACACGGUUAAGAACAGUUAUCCCAUGCCCCGCGCGGAUGAGCUGUUUGACCGUUUGGAAGACAACCGCUUCUUCACGAAGAUCAAUCUUCGUAGCGGUUACCACCAGAUCCGCGUUGCCACAGAGGAUCAACCGAAGACCGCCUUCCGAUCGCGCUUCGGCCACUACGAGUUCACGGUGAUGCCAUUCGGCCUCACCAAUGCCCCUGCCACCUUCCAGACGACGAUGAACAACAUCUUCAGGGACAUCCUUGAAGAAUACAUUCUCGUAUACCUGGACGACAUCUUGGUCUACAGUCGUACCUUAGAAGACCACAUCAGACACCUCCGCGAUGUCCUACAGCGCUUACGCAAGCAUGACUUCUAUGCCAAGCUCAGUAAGUGCCGCUUUGCCCAGCGCAAAGUGAACUUCCUAGAACACCAUGUGUCUGACCAGGGUCUCCACAUGGACGACGCGAAGAUCAGUGCUAUUGCAGAGUGCCCCGUCCCCACAUCUGCCAAGCAGCUUCGCAGUUUCCUAGGCCUCACCAGCUACUAUACUAAUUUUAUCCAGGGAUACGCUAGGUAUUCCUACGUCCUUACCUCUACCCUCCUCCGGAAGAACCCGCCGUGGUUUUGGACACCCCUGUGCGAGGACGCCUUUCGCGCCCUCAAGAAGGCGGUGACCUGUGCGCCGGUUCUUCGCCUUCCCGAUUUUGACUGUCCCUUUAUUGUCACCACCGAUGCGUCAGAUUUUGCAGUAGGAGCUGUCCUUUCUCAGGGCAAGGGAGUGUACCAAUUCACGAACAAGUAUGGUGCCAAUGUCGAUGGCUACAGUCCCAUCUACACCCCAGACGAGUGGUCUGCCACCGGUGACACCUAUGCUGCUGGUACUCAGGGACUUCUUCUGUGGGCAGUCACUCUCGGUGCCCUCCUCCUCGGCGGAGCUCUGCUCAUCUUUAACACUAGCGCUCUGUCCUAAAUGUUGUAUCAAUACUUUCUAAAUUUCAAGUGAUUUUAAAGUUUAAACGACGUACUCUACUUUAUCAUUCAACUUCUUCUAAGCUUUUGACUUUGCGCCAUUUGACUUUGCGCGACGAUCGUGCUGCCGCCGCCGCCGACGUGCUCGUUUCUGAGACAAAGAAUGCGUCUGUGUCAAUGAGAUGAUCUCUCUCGGGAUAACUCCGUCAACCCCCUGAUGUACUCUCACUCAGUGGAUUGAUCCUCUGUGGGUUUUUUUUUUUUUUUUUUUUUUAAUUUAGAAAAACAUCGUUCAAGAAGGCGCAUUAUUGGGACUGGUAAGAGAAUCCCUCAAUACAUAUACAUAGCGAGCCUCCCUCCCUGUGUGAUCAAUGGCUCCAAAUGCAUUGCAGGGGAGCUUCGCCAGCGGGAAAC